AUUACACGUACGUACACACACAAAAUCAUAGUCGUGAUAAAUUGCAUAAACAAAUAAUGACUAAUAAAUAAAUCGAAUUCCUAACUGACUAAAGCAAGAAUUCAAUAAAAUAAAAAAUAUAUAUUUAUAGAGAGACACGUCUAAGCUAAAACCAUGGAGACGAAGAUUCCAGUAAGAGAAGUAACGGCAACAAAGGUAUUUGUGAUAGAGAAUGCAGCUGAGGGUGCCUCAGCUUCUCCUGCUGGGCCAUUUGUUCCUGGUGCUGGUGGAGAAGAAGUGUUUGGAAUUGGUGAUGAAGGAGAUGGUGAUGGAGAAGAAGUGGUUGUAGGGGAGGGUGCUGGAGAAGAAGUUGUUGCAGGAGAAGGUGUUGGUGAUGUGUUUGUGGAGGGUGAUGGAGCAGGUGCUGAAUUGGGUGAUAAUGAUCGGGUAGGUGCGGGUGCAGGAGCUUGUUGUGCUAUGCAUGAAGUAGCCAACAACCCCAAUAUCACAAACACUUUGAUUGCAACAGAACCCAUGUUUUUAUAUGUUUUUUUGAUAGAGAAGAAUGUUUAA
This is a messenger RNA of Lathyrus oleraceus (garden pea), 552 nucleotides long. RefSeq lists its product as uncharacterized. Lineage: Eukaryota; Viridiplantae; Streptophyta; Magnoliopsida; Fabales; Fabaceae. The transcript has a single exon. The coding region runs from base 154 to 552 and encodes 132 amino acids. The record is from RefSeq and is a predicted model, not a curated record.